AUGGAAGAAAUUUGGGAUUUGCAGGGCCUGGUGGCCGCGGCGGUUGGCGGAGAUUCGAAAACUCCGCAACUCAGACGUCGGAAAGCCAGGCCCGUAAAGGUUGCGGCGGCUGCAAGUGUAUCUGUACCGGUGGCGCCGCCACUAAUGGAGGUGGGUGAGCCGAGAUAUAGAGGAGUGCGGCGGCGGCAAUGGGGGAAGUUCGCUGCGGAGAUACGCGACUCCAGAAGGCGGGGCGCUCGCAUUUGGCUCGGGACAUUUCAUACUGCCCUGGAAGCGGCGCUCGCAUAUGACCGCGCCGCUUUAGAUAUACGCGGCGCCCGGGCGGUGCUCAAUUUCCCUUCAGCCGCCACUCCUUCUACGCCGCCACAGCCGCCGCCACCAACGAAGAGGCAACGGACCGAUGAGAACACUCAACUUCUGUUUGCGCCGCCUGCUUGCUUGGAUUCUGGAAACACCGCCAUAACCGAUUCCACUGCCAAGGCGAAUGUUUUCGAUGGUUCGGAUCUCAUGGCUGCUUUAAUAUCCGGUGAAUACCAGUGGCCUUUAAUGCCCUGA
Messenger RNA from Cryptomeria japonica (Japanese cedar), 555 nucleotides. Its product is annotated as ethylene-responsive transcription factor ERF105-like. Gene Ontology annotation, molecular function: DNA binding; DNA-binding transcription factor activity. The record is from RefSeq and is a predicted model, not a curated record. The transcript has a single exon. The coding region runs from base 1 to 555 and encodes 184 amino acids. Lineage: Eukaryota; Viridiplantae; Streptophyta; Pinopsida; Cupressales; Cupressaceae. Gene Ontology annotation, biological process: ethylene-activated signaling pathway; regulation of DNA-templated transcription.